AUGGAUGUGUAUGUUACCUUAAGGUUUCACCAUGGUGGAAAACUACAACAAAAACCUCGUAUUAAGUAUGAAGGUGGUAUUGUCAUUGAUUGUUUUGAUGUAGAUGUUGAUAAAUUGUCCUACUUUGAAUUUGUUGACAUAGUUAAAGAAAUUGGCUAUAAUUGUUCUGCUUGUGUUGUUUAUAUUAAACCACCUAAAUGUCGACAUGUUGUUGAAGUUAAAAGUGAUAGGGAUAUUAUGGGUAUUGAAUCUAGUCAAACUUUUGAGGGUAGUGAAGGUUUAGGGUUUGAAGAGGCUGCACAACCUGAAGAACCUAUUGUGGGUGAAGAGUUACGUGAAGUGUUGGGUAGGACUUCUGCUAGUGCUGGAGAGGACUUGGGUAGGGCUUCUGCUGGUGUUGGAGAGGACUUGGGUAGGACUUAUGUUAGUGUUGGAGAAGACUUGGGUGGUACUUCUUUUGCUGUUAAUGCAUCUGAUAUUCCAGAAGUUGGGUCUGAUUGGGAAAGUGAAACAGAAGCAAUUAAUAGUUUGGGAGACUGUCUUGCUUUUGAAAGUGUUAAGCAGUUUAGAGAAGCUAUUACUAGAUAUGCAGUUCAAGAACAUGUUGAAUUAGAUAAAUAUGUUAAUGAUGCAACUAGGGUGAGGGUAAAGUGUAUAGCUGGUGGUCCAUGGUUGUUGUUUGGAAGUAUUGAUUCAAAAACAGGAGAUUUUGUGGUGAAGAAUUAUAAUCCACCUGGCAUUAGAGUUUUUCAGUUUCAAAUUUUAGUGAAGAAAAAGUUGAAUGUGUAUGUGGGGAGGACUGUAGCAAGGAAAGCUAGAAACAUUACGUUGAAACAAAUUAUGGGUGAUCAUGUGGAGGAGUUUAAAAGAAUUUUAGAUUAUAGAGAUGAGCUCUUAAGGACUAAUCCAGGCAGCACAUGUGUGGUGAGACUUAGUGAAGAAACUUUUGAAGGUGGCAGACAAAUGUUUCAAUCAUUUUACAUAUAUUUUGAUGCUUUAAAGAAGGCUUUCAAAGUUGGAGCUAGAAGAUGUAUAGGAUUUGAUGGUUGCUUCUUGAAAGGUGUUUCUAGAGGUCAAUUACUUGUGGUUGUUUGUAAGGAUGAGAACAACUAA
Messenger RNA from Solanum verrucosum, 1113 nucleotides. RefSeq lists its product as uncharacterized. The transcript is spliced from 4 exons. Bases 1 to 1113 code for a protein of 370 amino acids. NCBI's taxonomy places the organism in Eukaryota, Viridiplantae, Streptophyta, Magnoliopsida, Solanales, Solanaceae. The record is from RefSeq and is a predicted model, not a curated record.